Megalobrama amblycephala (Wuchang bream) is the source of this 4340-nucleotide messenger RNA. RefSeq names its product exocyst complex component 3-like 2b (gene exoc3l2b). Gene Ontology annotation, molecular function: SNARE binding. The transcript is spliced from 13 exons. NCBI's taxonomy places the organism in Eukaryota, Metazoa, Chordata, Actinopteri, Cypriniformes, Xenocyprididae. Gene Ontology annotation, biological process: exocytosis; exocyst localization. Bases 204 to 2795 code for a protein of 863 amino acids. Gene Ontology annotation, cellular component: exocyst. The record is from RefSeq and is a predicted model, not a curated record.
AGACGCGCAUUCAGUCGGACCACAGCGCAUGUAUAGUUAGUUACUCUCGAGUUGGACACUUACAGUUAAUCCUGACAAACUAACACAAAAAUACAUACACAUAUACUAAACCUCUGGGGCACUGGGAUGUCCCUGCUCUGAGACUUUUAGGGAUUUUACCAUCACUUCACUGCAAAACAAGCAUAUAUCCUUCAAGCACAACCAUGCCAGUCCUCAAGAACCUCCCGUCUCGGCUGAAGGGAGGCAGAUUUAGUGUGGAUUUGGAGACUACACGUAGCGAGUUCAUUCUCAGAAAAAUGAGUCUUAACCACAAUCCAUUUGAGGAGAAUGGCUCAGAUGAGGACUGGCCCAGAAGCAACGGAGGCUCACUCCUGGAUGGGCGUGUGCCGCGGGACAGAAACCCGUUUGAGGAUGAGGAAGAUGAAAAUGAGGCUAAUGAGGUGCGGCGUGGAGGCUCAGGGAAGGGAAGCUCCAUCAAAGGCACGCUGGAACGCAUGAAGGGGGUCUCCCCUCUCAAGACCCUGGGCAAACUGGGCAAGAACUUGCGCUUGUCUGCCAGGAGCAAGGGCAGGGAAACCCCCUCCCCACAGGGCUCGAUAGGUUCAGCCUCACCCAUGCAGAGGAAGAAGAAGGGCAGACGGAGUUCAGAAGGGAGCUUGCUACGAAUGGCAGGGAAAUGUAAAGAUCGCAAGGAGAGCUUGACCAAUGGUGACCUCUGCUCAGAAGCUGAUUCUGACUCCACCAGUCGUCGACUCUCCUUCCUGAAGAUGGUGGGCAAGGGCAAGAUGAAGAGGGAGUCCAUGCAGGACCACUCAUCACAGGGGCCUGAGGAAGAGCCAGUGGAGGAGGUGCCCGAGGUCAAACCCAGGGAGCCACUUUCAGUAUUGGAGAUCCUGCAGUUGGUGACAAAAAGAGAUUUGUUUUUGGCUGACACUCACAUUCUGGAGCUGGAGCAGGAGUGUAGGGAGGCCGAAUCUCCUACGGCAGGGGGCAAUGAGGAUUUCACCAGCCCCAGCAGCAAAGACAGCAGUCGGCGCAAAGCCAAAGAUGUGGAGCUGCUCUACGAGGCCCUGCAGAAAGAGUUGUGGGAUGUGGUAAGGGAUUCUUUGCGUUGCCCCACCGCCGGGCCCAACCUGGGCCUGGUGGUGCAGGUGAUUCAACAGGAGGAGCAAGCCGAUCGGGACUGGGCUCAGAGUGAAGGAGCCGCUCCAGGAGGCCCACGGCCAAGGGAAUUCAAGAAACGCUGGAGGGAGGCGGUAGUCGAGUUGGCUGAUGCAAACUUACCCCAGCAUGAAGAAGCACGGGCAGGCGAGCUCGCAGCUUACCUGGAUAAGCUAAGAGUCCGUAUGGUGGAGGACCUCGGAGCGGCUCGGCGUAAUGUGGUGUCUGUAUAUCCGGUUGAAUAUGACUCCUUCCAAGUGUACACACAUAGCUACCACCAGGCUGUUACCCGUCGUCUCCAGGCUAUCACCAAUGGGGAUCUGCAGAUCAUUGACAUAUACUCUAUGCUAGACUGGCUCUACAAUAUUUACAAUAGAGAUGUCCUUGGAACAGUCACCAUAACAACACCCAUUAACCUCUCGCAGCUCGGCCCACUGCUGCCGACGGAGACGGUGGAAAAACUGGAGCUCGACUGCCUCAACUCAGUCAGGGGGAAAGUGACCAAUGAGCUGUCUCAGGUUCUGGAGGAGGAGGAAAAGAAAUGGCUGGACACCCUGAACAUCGAAGAGUAUCAGAUACCUCUGGCUCGCACUGUUAUUCAGAGGCUACAGGAGGACCUUGAGAGAUCUGCAGCCGUAAAUAGACAUUUGGGCUCACGGGUUGCCCAAUGCAGUCUCAACGGACUGGCAGAUUUCCUGUACAGUUUUCAGAGAAAGGUGGAGAUGUUCCAUGAGAUGCUAGUGAGCAGCUUUGGAGAAAAUGAAGACGGUUAUAUCGCUAAAACCAUCGCUCUUGUCAACUGCUGUCCAUCAUUUAGGAGCUUUGUGGAGCGUUGCAGCCAGUGUGACCCCACAACCAGCGAGGACUCGAUUCGUAGAGCCAACACCUCUCUGGACAGGAUAGUCAAUUUGAGUGUGAGAGUGCUGAACGACAGACUUUUUGAGCAUAUCAGGCCCUUCUUUGAUAAGCUGAUUAAACGGAAAUGGUUGAGCAACACUGAGCCUUUUGAGCAAAUUGAAGCGCUCAUUAAAGAACACUUCAAGAAGUUUUGCAGGAUGGACAAGCCACCUUAUGAGGUCCUGGUAGUGGAGGUGCACCGGCGUGUGAUGACUGAAUAUGUGCGGGCCAUCAUGAGGGGCAGAAUCAUCUGCACAUCUCUGAAAAUGAGGAAGAGAAUGGCAGGCCGCCUUCGUGACGAAGGAAAGCACCUAAAAACUCUCUUCAAAGAGUUGGAAUCCUCCGCCUCAUGGCUCGACAGUGCUAUUCCUCACCUAUCGGAGAUCAUUCUCUUGGAGGACACUCCCUCCAUCCAAAUGGAAGUUGGCGUACUGGUACGGGAAUUCCCUGACAUACGGAGGAAGCACGUCUCUGCCAUUCUCAAUAUCCGUGGGAUGACCCGACAAACAGAGAGGCAGGAGAUCUUGAAUAUAGUGAAAGACAUUGAGAACAGCGACAGCGUCACGAGGGUGUCCCGUGACAGGGCUCUCUUCGCUGAGGUGCCAGUGACGUCAGAAGUGCACUGUCUAAAUGUAGGCCUGAGCCGUGUCGCCCUCACCGCCUCGUCCCUCUUCUCCAGUAUGCGGUUCCGGCGCAGAAGGACUCCAGCCAGGGAAAACCAGGAUGACAUGCUGUAAUCCAUCUAAAAAUGGAUGCUUGAGUCACCCAGCACUCACACAGCACUGGAACAAUGCCGACAGCACAGCAUUUGUUUCUAAAAUGUUUGCAUGUGCCAUUGUCAUGUAAGGACCUAGGGACAUCUUUCUUGCAGAUGCUCAUGAUAGCAGGAUCAAUGAGAAAAUGACACUACAGUUGGAAUCACUACAACUGUUUUUGCACAACUAACAUUGCAAAGGCUUGUGUGAAAUGCAGUGGCACCAAAAUAUGUUGGCACUUUAGCCACACUUAAAAGUGUAUGAAUGUCUUUGCAUUAUAUAACAAAAUAUCAAACCAAGUGGCAUUUAAUAAAAAAUUAAAAAAAAGAUUACGAAAGCACACUUUUCAAAGCAAAACAUUUCACAAACAAAGUUUUAAAUGAUCCAUACUAGAGAUACUGUUCAAAAUGAAGACAAAAGUGUUGUGAAACAUUGUAAAUGUUAGUGUGAACAUGUUCACAUAGUAUUUCACAAAUAAAUCAACUCCAGACCAGUUGGUUCAAAGUCAUUGCAUAAAUGUCAAGAAAAGAGUUUCAUCAUUUCAAUUCUAAUACAAUGAAAUUCAUACAUUUUGUGUAUCUGAAAAUGUCUAAAUACUUUUUGGGACCACUAUAUAUUUUUUUUUUUCUGGAACUGAUAUAUGUUAUCGUUUGAAUAUAUAAUGCAACCAUCUCUAAGAAAUAUCUUUUAGAAUUGUAAAUUGCAGGGGGUCACAAGAGUGUUUUUUGUAAAAAUCAUAACUACUGAUGAAAGCACUGCUUGGUUUUGGAAUUUAUUAUGUGUUCAUAAUCAUACCAUUUAUCAUUUUGACUUUUGUGACUGUAAUUCAUAGGGAUGAAAUUGUAUUUUUAUUUUUUACUUUAGUUGCACAUGACUGAAGACUGAUUUUAAGGUACUAUGCAAUUGCAGUUAUCUUUAAUCUUUCGAUUAUUUUAACAUAUUUAAGUGGAUAUUUUAGCGAUCCAAUCAUCUGUUAUCUUGUCAUGAAAGACAACUGUAUUUUGUAUGAGAUUAUUCAAAUUUACCUGUGAAAGAAAUCAAGAGUGACUAUUUAUGUAUUGCACGACUUAUUUAUUGCACCAAUAUUUCAUUCAGCUGUAAUAAAUACAACAAACCAACCCAAACGAAUAACUACAACCAGAAAAAUAGUUCUCAAUUGAAUAAGUGUAUCACUUUAGAGAAGAUGUGAUCAAAAGAAUUAGUUUUGUGUUUGUUUACCUAAAAAAAAACAAAAAACGGAUGGACUGAACUAAUUAAAUAACGAGUCUACAUUUACCAGUUUGUCUUCUAAAAAUAUUAUAACUUGUCUUCUUAGCAAAUGUUUGAUGAGUCUGUAUAUGUUGCUGUGUGAGCACCAUGGAAAAGAAAUCAAAGAUACAACAUUUCAGUUAAUUUUAGGGUACUCUGCAUGUUGCUACAUAUAAAAAAAAAGACUUGUAAACUGAUAUUUUGGUUAUAGGGGGGGAAAAAAUUAUUUUACAGUGUACAUAUAUUAAAUCACAUAUAAUAAAUGAUGGAGAUAUUUCA